UGGAGUAGACCGAUAUCUGUUGGUAAAAUGACAACUUCCUAACUGUUAUCACAGCGUAAAUAUGUAUGUCCAGUUAAGACAGACAGAAGACGAUUUUCCUCUCGACAAAUCUGAUGACACACGUGAGAAAGCGUGGUAAAUUGGGCUUGUAUACAUAUGGCAAGAUCAUGUCAGAAAAUCAAGCUGCUGAUGGAGGUACCACUCGGGGAAAGAGCAGUCUUUGGGUACGCCUCCGCAAGCGGCUUCAGCGCCGUGGGGUUGUGGAGGUCGACAUCGACCACCACAGAUACAAAAUGCUCAACUGUAUCCGAGAGGGCAUUCGUAACGUCCUACUCAAACAUCCAGGAUUGGCACCAAAGGACAAGUUAACUCCAGACGACUAUACGCACCAAGCAGAGGAAUUGUUUGUGACCAAGAAAGGAAAGACGUUCACAUUCUGUAGUUAUGCCAGUUCAGUGUUUGCUACAAUUAGAAGAGCCGUCAGUGUUACUGAGGAGGAAUAUCUCUCCGCUGUAGCUCCUCCAUCCCUUCCUUAUUUGGAAUUCAUUAGCAACUCUAAAAGUGGUCAAGACUUUUAUCUUAGUAAUGAUCAACAGUACAUCCUGAAGACAGACAAAAAGUAUUGUGUACAGUACUUUAUGUCAUUUCUGGGAGAAUACCUUGAGCAUUUCCAGUUGUACCCUCACUCACUCAUUGUGAAAUUUCUAGGGCUCUACUCCAUACAGAUAGAAGGGGAACCCAAGAUAUAUUUCCUGACGAUGCAGAGUAUCUUUUAUCCUCCGAGUAACAUUGACACAAGAUUUGAUGUGAAGGGCUGUCUGGGAGGUCGUUAUCAGAAGCCAAACGCUGACGAGGACAUCCUAACCAUUCUAAAAGACCAAAAUUUUGAACAGGAAACAAUCCAUCUAGGUGUUCAAAAAACCUGGUUUGCCCAACAGCUUGAAUUAGAUGUGGGUUUCUUCCGUAACCUCGGAGUUCAAGACUAUAGCCUAUUGAUUGGCCGACAGAAACGCUUAAAACAAGGAGGCGAGAAUUCCCUUCCUAAUGUUGUACAGAGAGUUCGAAGAUCAAUUCCACUUGCUUCACGGAAUACUGUGAGUCCAAUUGGAGACAACUGUACUGUCAAGCAAGUCGGAGCUGCAUCCUGGGAAAUAGAGAUGAAACCCAUAGUCUCGGAGGAGCAGACUCAACGCGUUAAUACAACAGGGGAGGUAACUGAGACAAAGUUCUCAGAAAUAGACAGAACUACCAAACAGACCGGUAUCAACAAUGGAACGUGCAGCCUUAAAAAUCUUCUCAUGCAAUCAAUGGAGUCGGACAAGUACCAACCGUCUAAUCUACGACUUUUACCUAACUGUCGGAACCCUCUGCAUGUGAUUGAUGGUGAGGAUUACAGAUACUAUGUGGGAGUCAUUGAUUUCUUUACACAAUACGAGUGUAGGCAAAGAAUUGCCCGAGUGUUGAAAACGUUGAAAAACUUGACAUCGGACCAUUCUACAGUUCCUCCUGACAUCUAUGCAGAUAGAUUUCUGAAAUUCAUCACUGACAGGACAAAAUGAACAACAGUAAAUUCGAAAUUCUGAUAUUUGAUAAGAAUAAGCUUAGAAACCAACUUUGACAAUUAUUAUCAUAACCUAUCUUUUAUAUACAGCAUAUUUGAAUUUAGUGUACAUUUUUUCCACUUUUAUAUACACAGAUUUUUAUGUAUAUGUCCACCGAGGGAAAUUAUGACUCUAGUCUUUAUUUAAAAUACUCCUUGGUAUCAUAAAACAACUUAACCCUCAGAACUUUAAUGGAACAGUCUUAAUUUGACAUCAUGUCUCCAAUAUAUCCCUGAAAGCCAAAUUCAUAGAUAUUUUACUAUUCAAUUUUAUGUUUUAGGCAGCAGUAAUAUACUGUUAACGUACUUAUUUGAGUGCACCCAAAUUUUAGCGCAUUUUUAUAAAGAUUACAGCAAUGAUGAAUUACAGCAGCCAUAUAAGCUGCUGUAGAAAGAACAUAAUGAAAUGUUAUUAAAAAAUCAUAAUUUAACACAAAGCUUACUGCCUCACGAAAAAGACAUGAAAAUAAGACUACCUCUAAAACUUAUAUGUUUCACAUUAGCCUUACAAUAAAUGAAAUGGUGAAACAUGAAAGUUCUUCAAAUUAAGAUAUUUUAUUACCAGGGCCAGAUCAUUUUGAUUUUUCAUUGUAGUUCUGUAACAAUGGUUGUCUGGAACACAAUAUUGUUUUUGAUGUGGCUGAGGAGAUAAAAUUAUAGAGUAGAUAUGACAUAUGAUUAUGACAUUCACAAGUGCGAUAGGCAGAAAGAGGUUACCAUUACCUUGUGGUAGCAUUGAAACUUUCACAAUGUUUUUGAUUAAUAUAGAAUAUCUUAGGUAUGUGGAACGUUUGUUUUUUACAUAUAUGUAGCAUAAUUGAGAUUGCAAUAUUUCUAUUUCAUUUUUAUCUCCAAAGAAUUUGAUGUGUAUAUACUCAAUGCUUUUCUUUUACAAAAGGAAAAAAUUAUUUUUGACAAUACAAAUGUAUAUCUUUUUUUUCACAGGGACUUUGCACUAAAUUUCCAAUCUACAGUCCAUAUUCAUAUAGCAUUAUCAUAUGUACCAUUAGUUCUCCUGUCUUUUGAAUUAUGCCAAGUCUCUGAGUCUUCUAUGAAGAUUACUCUCGAAUAUACUAUUAAAUAUUUUUAUUAUCUGUGAUACCUUUUUAUCAUAAUUAUUGAAAUGACAAGUAAAAGACAAAGGCAUUAAUUAACAAUUGAAUUAUUGUAAAGUGAGAUCGUUUUUAUUAUUAUUAAUUUAUGGCACAGAGGUACAAGUAUUGUAUCACCCUAAACAACUGUUUACAUGAUAUCAUUCCCUAAAGUUGUGAAUAAUUCGAACUCCCUUUUUUUUCUUUUUUAAAAAAAAAAAAAACGAAAUUCCUUGUAGGUUGCAAUACAAUAUUUAAAUAACUUCAAGUUAUUUAUGCCUUGAUGUGUUGCAAUCCAAGGUAGAUAACUCCUUUGUAAUUUGUUGCCUUGACUUGAUUAUUUUGAUAAGUGCUAACAUUAUCCAUUCAUACUUCUAUAAUUGUAGACAUGUCAGAUUUAGAAUUUAAUCCACAUGUAUAUGGAGUCUCUAUUUCCCAUUCUUUUUCCAGAUUGCCUCAGAAGUCCAAUUCCAUAUGAAAAUCUUAGCAAUUCUUGUUACAUUAAGUGAUGAACAAAAGCUUACAUGCCCUUUGGGUUAUACAUUUUAAUGUCACAACUAUCCCUGUAAGAUUUUUGAUAUUUUUUAUUAUUAUUUAUUUUUAUAUUAUAACUUUUUCUGUGAGAUUUUCAUUGCAUAACUAUUAUUGAGCCAGAAUCUGCAUUAUACAUUUACAUUUUUGAAAAGUGAAUGAAAUCAUGUGGCUUUAAUUGCAUGUCUAAUACAUUCUAAACCUAAUAGUUGUUAUUAUUAUUAUACUCUCUAAACAGAAUGGUUUAUAUUAUUAUACUCUUUAAACAGAAUAGUUUUUGAUUAUUAUACUCUCUAACAUAAGAAAUUUACUCAUCUAUGUUUACAGGAAAAAUCUGCCUUUAAAAUUUCUUUUCAUGAACUUUUAUAUUUGUAUACACAUUGAUGAUGUUUGAACUUUUAAACAUGCACCUCACCUUUUUUCCUAGAUUUCUAACAGCAUUUAAAAGAUAUAUAUUUUAUGCUCAAUAUGGCUCAAAUUGAAUUUACAUCUUUGUAUGCAUGUAUAGGUACAUUGGUAUGUCUAAUAAAUAUUUUGAAUUUUCAUAUAAAAUUACUUACUUAAUGUGAACUGAAUUUUGAAAUUAAUUCAUUCUGCAAUUAUUGUACAGUUAUCCAUUAUAAUAUAUUUGUGAUAUUUCAUGUUUUAUACAAAGAAAUCCAACAUUGUGAUCACCUGUUGUUGAUGUUAGAUACUCUGGUGUUGUUUAGAUAGUUUCUUUUAGAUGUUUGCUCAAAAUAGUUGUUUUACUUUUACAUGAUAUUAUGUCUAUGCUUGUAAUAUGUUCUGGGGUGAGCAAUUCAUAGAUCUAAGAUUUUAACAUUUAUUUUGGUUAAAAUAAAAAAAAUUUGGGGGAUGGGUGGAGGUGGGGGGUUACUAUUUCAUGUUUUGACCAUUGCUCAAAUUUGAUACCAAAAUUUCCAUUUGAUGUCACUUCAUUCACCAUCCUUCAUGAUUGUCAUAUUCUCUUCAUUCUUUUAAAAAUGUAAAAUAAUUUAUCUACUUUUACAACAGUUGCAAAAUAAGUAGUUUUAUCAUAUAUUAAAUCAUUCAUGUUGGUCAAGAUGCAAGUGUACGAGGGGUCUUACUGUGGGAGGAAACUGUAGUGCCCAGGGAGAAAACCCAAGUGGUAGGGCAGGUGACCGCCAUACCUUUUCGCGUCUGAACGGCGAAUUGAACCCUGGCGGCCAAGGUGACAAGCAAUUGUGUUACCAAGGUGACUUUUGACCACCCAUCUUCACUGGCAAAAGCUUCUAAUUACGUUACACUCUUGGAAUGUAACAUAAUCAGAAUCCUUGGCUAGCGAAGAUGCCGACCACCUGUCUUAUUUUUUUUGUAUCUUUAAGACAGAGAGUUUAGCUUUUUCAUUUUGUAGUACAUGUACUUUUUAAAGCUAGGGAGACAUUUUGUAUUGGUACUGAUCGAGGUCAUUUAUAUAAAUAUAUUUUAUCUUUAAAUAUUUUCUUAUGGAAUUAUGAAGCAUGGUUAACCAGAAUCAAAUAAGGAAGUGCCUUAUAGAGAGUUCAAGUCCUUUGGUUAAAAGUCAAUGUCAAAAUCUUGUAUCUCUCCACUGGUACAUGAGUAUUUUCUUAUUAUGUAUCGAAGCAAAGUUGAUCAAAUUCAAAUAGGUCAGCACUUGAUGAAAAGUCAAGGGAAGCAAAACAUUUGGCUGCAGGGUAACAAGGGAAGACUUAGGAACAAAAGCAAUUUAUAGUUCCUUUUGCUAGUGAAUGACAUUGAUGUUUCCUAUUCAAACAUAUCCAAGAAGUGUUUAUAGUCAUCUGACCACAGUCAAAGCAAUUAAGGGGUCAAAUAUCAGGGUAGGAUUUUUUUGUUUUGUUUACAUCUUCGAACUUGUAAACUUUUUCAUGGCAUUUUAGAAUACUCUUUGGAUUUAAAUAGGACGUCAAGGUCAUGGGGUCAAAUUUUCUAUUAAUUGCAGGUAAACAUUUUGUUUUCUUUUCGUCAUCAAUUUUGACGCACAUUCUAAGGAGCAUUGUAAAUGACAUGAUGAAAAACUUUCAUGAAAACUUACAUUUGCUUGCACGUAUGUGAGAAAAAUAAUAAAACAUGGGUCUGUCCCGCAAACAAGGAUAUCUCAACCCUCGUGUAAGUGUUUGGCUGGACAGCACUCGGCAAGCCUCUUGUUGACGGACUAACUCUUACACUCGGGUUGAGAUAUCCCUGUCCAUGGGACAGACACAAGUUAGAUUCUAUCAAUCUAUAAUGAAGUUUAUGCAAGUUUUCAUAAAUUUUAUGAAAUAUGGACUUAAUUAUGCUUGGCAUGUUACCAAGUAAUGUAUAUUAUAUUAUUUUCUGUUGUUUUUUUUAUAUUCAUGACAGUGCUCUCUUGCUUUGCUUGUUUUUACUUUUUUCUUUUUUCUUUUUUUAUCAAUUUUUACAUGUGCUUAUGAAUUCAACACCCGACAUGCAAUCUUAUUUUAAUAGCAUAAUAUAAUGACCAUGUGACUAGGAGUUGUCAGUUACUAGAUUGGUUGAUGAAAUGCAAGAUUCAUUUUAGAUAGAUAUAUGAAUGUACAUGCACAUGUUUAUAGAAUUUAACAAACAAAAAUUAUAAGCAUAUACAUGUAUACACAUUUUAAUGCAAGUUCCUAAAUUUGGAUUUUGAAAAGUAGAUUCUACAAUUUCAGGUCAAAAGUCUUUCUGCAAAAUUUAACUUAACUAUAAUUUAAAUCUUUGAAUUUUAAACUUUCAUGGGUGUAAUUUAUUGAUGUUUGGUGUGUUGAUAAAGAAAUAUAUAGAAAUUUCUUGUGUAAAGUACUUUUAUAAUGCUAAUACCAUGAAUGGCAGAAGAAAUCAAAACAAAAUUAAAUACCUGUGGCUUAAUUAUACUUACCAAAAUAUCUUCAAAAUUAUGUUGCGAAAUUUCAUAAAGUAAAUAACCUAUCAACAAAUUCAGGAUUUUUUUUGGAAAAAACAUUUAAAUUGUAAGAUUGAUAUAGCAGAAUGUGUGGAAAGACUUUUGAUCCAGCAGUGUAGAUAUUUGUGCAUAGUUUGUAUAGAAGGCAAAGUAUUUUAAUGUUAUAAUUUGACUUUCGGGUGUAUUUCGAAUGUUUUACAGAAAAUAUUUUCAGUCCAAAUAAAAAAUCAUAGCAGUGAU
Molecule: messenger RNA, 6343 nt
Organism: Pecten maximus
Lineage: Eukaryota; Metazoa; Mollusca; Bivalvia; Pectinida; Pectinidae
Product: phosphatidylinositol 4-phosphate 5-kinase-like protein 1
Exons: 10
Coding region: 114-1559 (481 amino acids)
Biological process (GO): phosphatidylinositol metabolic process
Molecular function (GO): phosphatidylinositol kinase activity
Source: RefSeq, a predicted model, not a curated record